AACCCAAUGUUGUCCGCUGGUAGAGUAGGUGCUUCCGUGAUUGUGUGGGACGAUUUUAAUACUCAGUGCCACUAGUUAGCGCAAGACUUUUUUCAUUUUCUGCAAUGUCAUGUUUCCCAGUCGAAUGUUCUUCAACGUAGUAGAAGCGGAUGACUGUCAAGGCUCUCGUUGUUCGGUCUGCACUUGCCGUAUCUGACGUGAGCCUCGGACCUCAUCUAUCGCUGUCCUUGGCGGAGUCUUCGACUGGCGUUGUCUCGAGGACACCCUAGCCUAAUGAUUUGCAAGUCCACUUCCAAUCAAGGGACCUCAUACAUCAGUCCCAUCCACUUGUGUGAGCCCGGAAUUUAUUCCGCUACGUGCCAAACGUAUCCGAAGGCGUAAACUAUUACAGCUUUUUCCCCCAAAGUAACAAUGUCGACAUAGAGACAUCCCACCGGUUUUCUCAGUCAUGCAGUACAGUUUACGAUCGAAACGGCGUGUAAGUACGUGCGGGUUUUCACAUUCUGUUCACCAAGACAGUUCCGGAUUCCCCAGGUCUAUCGCCAGCCUAGUGUGAUCUCAUGGAAUAUGAAAAGUGGUCCAAACAAACAGCUCUAUUCUCGUUUUUUUGGUUCGACGUGUCAUCAUCGGUGGACAAGAAUAGUGUCGUCCUCAUGAGUUCCUUAUUUACUUGGAGCAAGAUCAAACUCAUGAUCUCUGCUCUACAAAUGCGCACUCUGUUUGUCCUCUCUUGCCCAGCAGUUGGAUAUGCAGCUCUGCAUUAUGCCACCGCAUGCUUCUGGUGACAAAAGGUGCUUGCAGCUGGCUACCUUAGCGUAGCUUCGGACAUCCAAAUGCGGCAGCGAUACUCGUAGUGGUGGAGUUCGAGGGAGGGAUAUGAGAGACAAGGCGACGAGUAGCUUCGGUUUCCGUAACACAUCAUAGGAAGCAGAUCGAACGAGGCCUUCCUCAACUUGUCUCUCACAAUCUCGGCUAGGCAGAGGGGACAAAAGCUGAGUCGUUCUCUGUAAAGACGAUUGACGGGCCACGGUGAAGACAAGGGACACAGAAGGCGGUCGCAGACAUGGGGUCCUUAGGAAAGGAGGAGUUCCAGCGGAUCGCGUACCCCCACGUCCGUCGGGAUGAAUCGGUGAUUGACUUUUACCACGGCGUUCCAGUCCCGGAUCCUUACCGCUGGUUGGAGAACCCAGAUGCUCCUGAGGUGAAGGACUUCAUUGCAAAGCAAGUUGAAUUGGCUGACGAGGUGCUAGCGGGAUGCGACACGCGGGAUAAGUUUAAGGAGAAGGUUACUGCUAUGUACAAUUAUCCUCGUUAUGGAUGUCCUACCAAACGCGGCAAGUAUUACUUCUACAAUCACAACACUGGCCUUCAGUCUCAAGCUGCGCUUUACAUUCAGGACAUCGAAACUGGUCACUCCGAAAUUGUGCUCGAUCCCAACACGUUGAGCAGUGACGGCACUGUGGCUCUGUCGACGAAAAGGUUCAGCGAGAAUGCGGAAUUUUUGGCCUACGGACUGAGCUCAAGCGGAAGUGAUUGGCUCACCAUCAAAGUCAUGCGUGUGAAGGAUCGAGUCGUGUUGUCCGACACUCUCUCUUGGGUCAAAUUCACGUCCAUAGCUUGGACUCACGACCACAAAGGUUUUUUCUAUAAUCGAUUCCCAGAGCCCAAAAAGCGAGAUGGCACCGAUGCGGGAACUGAAACUGACAUAAACUUGUUUCAUGAGUUGUACUACCACUUUCUCGGCACCAAUCAAUGCGAGGAUAUCUUGUGCUGGAGGGAUAUAGAGCACGGAUCGUGGUUAACUGAUGCUAAAGUAUCCGAGGAUGGCCAGUACUUGGUGCUGUCUAUCAGUGAAGGAUGCGAUCCAGUGAACAGACUCUAUCUCUGCGACCUUUGUGCACUUUCGGGUGGUUUGGCAGGUUUUCUUGGAACGAAUACGUUGCUACCUUUCCAAAAACUCGUCGAUUGUUUUGAGGCGCACUUUGAUUAUGUUGCCAACGAUGGCCCAGUCUUUACGUUCUACACUAACAAAAAUGCGCCUAGGUAUAAGGUAUCCAGAGUCGACGUUGGAAAUCCGGCUGUCUGGUCUGACGUGAUUCCGGAAUCACACAGCAAUGUAAUUACGUCUGUAAAAUGUGUUAAUAGCAACCAACUGCUGGUGUGCCAUAUCAGCGAUGUGAAGCAUGUGCUUCAAAUACACGACCUUGAGACCGGCGAUUUUAUCAGGAGACUUCCCAUUGAGAUCGGCACAGUGAACAGUACUUCUGGCUCUCGCCGCGACCCCGAGGUUUUUUUCAACUUCACCAGCUUCUUGACUCCCGGAACCGUCUACAGGUGUGAUCUGAGCGCUCCCGAGCCGGAGCCGCAGGUGUUGCGUGAGGUUGGCCCUUCCAAUUUUGAUCGCUCUAUCUUCGAAACCAAGCAGGUUUUCGUGACAAGCAAGGAUCAAACUAAGGUCCCCAUGUUCAUAAUCUCAAGGAAGGGUUUAGUCAAAGAUGGCAAUCACCCAGCGCUCCUCGUCGGUUACGGAGGAUUCAACGUUAGCAUGACACCCAACUUCAGCGUAUCCCGCCUCGUUCUCGCUCGCCAUUAUGGAGCAGUCGUGGCAGUAGCCAACAUCCGGGGAGGUGGGGAGUACGGAGAAGAGUGGCACAAAGAUGGCACGCUUUCCAAGAAAAAGAAUAGCUUCGAUGAUUUCAUUGCAUGCUCUGAAUUCUUGAUCCGCGAGGGCUACACACAAUCCAACAAAUUGUGCAUUGAAGGAUCCAGCAAUGGCGGAUUGCUUGUGGCUGCGUGCGUCAAUCAGAGACCUGAACUUUUUGGAUGCGCCUUGGCUCAUGUGGGCGUGAUGGACAUGUUGCGAUUCCACAAGUUCACAAUUGGACAUGCGUGGGUAACAGAUUAUGGCUGCUCAGACAAGGAAGACGACUUCCAUUCUCUCAUCGAGUACUCCCCAUUGCAUAAUGUAUGGAGACCGUGGGAAAAGCUGAUUGGAGUGCAAUACCCUCCAAUCAUGCUCUUGACUGCUGAUCACGACGAUAGAGUGGUGCCCCUUCAUUCUCUAAAACUCCUUGCGACCCUCCAGCACGAGCUCUGCACUAGCGUGGAGGAUAGUCCGCAAACGAAUCCCAUCAUAGGGCGCAUUGAUAAGAAAGCAGGACACGGGUGUGGACGGCCCACACAGAAAAUGAUUAAUGAAGUUAGUGACACAUAUUCUUUCUUCGCCAAGAUGACACGAUCCUCAUGGGUGGAAUAGGGCUGCGAGGAAUUUGCAUAGAAAUUCGAUUUUUGGGCUUCAAUUCUCGGAGGUCUCAUCUUUAAUAUCUUGCACCUAUAUUUUGUAAGGAGCUGAAAUACUCGCAGGGUAGCUGAACAUAUAAAUACGCGCACCGUAGUCUUGUUACCUUGCGAAAUUGGAGUUUAGCAAGGUGAGCACCAGCAUUGAAUCGUAAAGCUGACUGCUUAAGUUGCGUCACAGCUGUGACUCCAAACAAUUUUGAUCCCUCUUCUUUUUAUUGACAUCUAUAUAUAUAUAUAUAUAUAUAUAGACAUACAUAUACAUUUAUAUAUUAAUUAUAUAUUUUCACAAGCUGCUGAAUGUAGUAGCGGGUACACCAUUUCGAACAUUUUCUGUUGCAAGAACACAUUCCAUGUAUGCAGCUUGUGACCGAUGGUUCUUACAUCAAAUAAAAAUUGCCCAAUAGUCGUUCCAUCA
Physcomitrium patens is the source of this 3715-nucleotide messenger RNA. Lineage: Eukaryota; Viridiplantae; Streptophyta; Bryopsida; Funariales; Funariaceae. The record is from RefSeq and is a predicted model, not a curated record.